Molecule: messenger RNA, 644 nt
Organism: Schistocerca serialis cubense
Lineage: Eukaryota; Metazoa; Arthropoda; Insecta; Orthoptera; Acrididae
Product: lysozyme-like
Exons: 4
Coding region: 1-423 (140 amino acids)
Molecular function (GO): lysozyme activity
Source: RefSeq, a predicted model, not a curated record
AUGCCUUCGGUGACCAUCCUCCUGGGUAUCGCCCUGGUGCUCAUUCUGGGCACUAGCGACGCCAGGCAGCUGGAGCGCUGCGAGAUCGUCACUGAGCUGAAGAGGAACGGGAUAAACAGCGACCUCAGAAACUGGGUAUGCCUUGUGGAGUCUGCGAGCGGAGGCAGAACUGACAGGAAGGGACCCCGCAACAAUGACGGCAGCAACAGCUACGGCUUGUUCCAGAUCAGCAGCAAGCACUGGUGUGGCGUCGGCAGGGUGGGUGGUGAAUGCCGUGUUAAAUGUGAAGAUUUGCUGAACAACAACCUGUCGGACGACGUGCGGUGUGCCAAGAAGAUCUUCCAGCAGCACGGCUUUCGUGGCUGGAGCGGCUGGAGGAGAAACUGCGACGGAAAGCCGCUGCCCAACAUCUCGCGCUGCUGAUUCCGCACUCCACUGCGUGCCGAACGCGCCAUGUUUUCAUCAGAAUCUAUCUGAAACCCUGCACUGCUGUGUCAAAGAUUCUGCGCUUCAGUAUUUUGUCCAUACAGAAUGUUAGCUGCAAAAUGUAUCUUAUGUUCUACAUUAACAAAGUUAUCUACCAAAUCCAUUCUUCUGUUGUUUGCAUUGCAUGUUAACUGCCAAAUAUAUACUAUCACAGUGUU